This is a messenger RNA of Moneuplotes crassus, 764 nucleotides long. Lineage: Eukaryota; Ciliophora; Spirotrichea; Euplotida; Euplotidae. The record is from the annotation of a GenBank genome assembly.
AUGCACAGUCUACAAGUUCCUUUGAACUCAUUUCAAAUGCGCACCAGUAGCUUAAGUCAUCGCAAACAGUUACAUCGAGCUUCAGUGGUGAAUGACAAAGUUCCCAGACAAUAUUUUGGAGACGAAGAGUCUUUUAAAGCAUGUGACAUUAGUAAAAAUCCUGACACAAAACAUCCGAGGAAACUUAACUUGGCUCCAAUAAAGACAGCUCUAAAGAUGAGAGAAAUAAAACCUAGUAAGUCAGGUUGAGUUAUUAUUCGUACAAUCGGGAUUUCUUAAAGUGGUUUGGUCGAAGCCUACAACCUUCUGAACUAUGUAACCAAGAAGUGAAAGACCUGAGUGACUCAAAAGCGUUGCUUUUCAUGAAGGAGGUUCCUGAAACAUAAGAGACCUCUGGAUAUUGUCAAAACCUGAAAAAAAUUCAAAGCAAUCAAGCUUACCAAGUCUCCAUUAGUGAGAAGGCAGCCUCCUGUUGUCUCCAACUUCGUCAGUCCUUUCAGAAUCAGGAAGAGUCCCCAGCCGAUUGAACAGGAUGCUGGUGAACAGGAUGCUGGUGAACAGGAUGCUGGUGAACAGGACUCUCGGCUUAAAGUGUUCAAGCUAUACACGAGACUGAAUUGGGACAACUCCAGAAUCAGCAGGUGCACGUCCCCCAGGGUCAGGAAGGAUCGCUUCACCAGCUUUUAAGUGAUUGGGCCUAGGUUAAGACAUAUACAUGGAGCCUAAUAUUUAUGUUGGAGUCAACACCUAUAAUACAUUCAAUG